UCCCAACUCACAUUCCCGCCUACCGAGGAGAUCAAGUUUGAAUGAACAACAGCAGUCUGUUCAAGGAGUAGUAGUAGCAAUUUCAGUAAAAAAAUACUUUUACGUCUGUAUACUUUGUUUAUAAAAUCGGUGGACUGGUUUUCUCAAGAUGGAUAUGAAGAAAAGAAUUCAUCUAGAAUUGCGGAAUCGCACGCCAUCUGAUGUGAAAGAACUGGUGCUUGAUAACUGUCGCUCAAACGAAGGCAAAAUUGAGGGCCUCACAGAUGAAUUUGAAGAGUUGGAAUUUCUAAGCACAAUCAACGUUGGGUUGACGUCGGUCUCCAACUUGCCGAAGCUGAACAAGCUGAAAAAACUUGAACUCAGCGACAACAGGAUCUCAGGUGGGCUGGACGUACUGGCGGAGAAAUGUCCAAACCUCACACACCUAAACCUCAGUGGCAACAAAAUUAAAGACCUCAGCACGAUAGAACCUCUGAAAAAAUUAGAGACCCUCAAAAGCUUAGACUUGUUCAACUGCGAGGUGACCAACCUCAACGACUACAGAGACAACGUGUUCAAGCUCCUCCCCCAGUUGACGUACCUCGACGGCUAUGACAAAGACGACAAGGAGGCGCCCGAUUCGGACGCAGAGGCCUAUGUGGAGGGACUGGAUGAUGACGAUGACAGUGACGAGGUAGAUGAGGAGGAGGAAGAGGAUGAGGAUGAAGAUGCCCCACCAAGAAAAGAGGAGGAUGAUGACGAUGAGGAAGGUGAAGAAGAGGAAGAGGAGGACCUAAGUGGAGAGGAGGAAGAGGAGGAGUUGGACGGCAAGGAGAGUGAUGAGGAUAACGAAGAAGAGGAGCGAGGUCUGAAGAGGAAAAGGGAUCUAGACGAGGAAGCAGAGGAGGAGGAAGAUGACUGAAGAUGUGCUCACCACCAAGCUAUGUUCUGAUCAGACUGUUUUAACCUUGUACCCCCCUGUAUUUGUCAGUUGUCAUAUAUUGCAGUAGGCAUGGGUAGUGUCAUGGGCCAGCUGGGUAAAAGGUUGGUGUAAGGAAACAAGUUGACAUUUUAUUAUUUUUUUCUUAUUUCUUAUUUCUUAUUUUUUUUUUAUUAUUUUUUUUUGGUACCUUUUUUGAUUCCUUGUAUUCUACUCAUAUCUGUCCCCUGCAAACCACUGGAAGGGCAGAAGAGAACAUUUCCUAAAAGUCCAAUAUUAUUAGCGCUAACCUUUGUAAAGGUUUUGUUUUCUCAGUGAUAUUGAUACCUUCUGUGUAAACGGAUUUCUGAUGAUGAUUUAUGUAUUUAAAGAGACAAACUACCAAAAAACCUUUUAGAAGUGCAUGUCUGAAAUAGAUUUUAAAGUCGACUACUGGAUUUCAAGUAUGACAGUUUCCUAUACCCUUUUCUUAUUCGCUGUCUUUUUCUUUCAGUGUACAUGAAGCGUUUUGUGGUGUCAUCCGUGUGUUAUUGUAUGUGCUGUUUUCAUCAUGGAAACGGGUGUUUAAACGUUCAUAGAAUGGCCUGUAUACAGGGCAUCUUUUUAAGCAGAGUAAAGAAUGUCUGCCUUUGUCACAAUGUUUCUCCUUAACCCCUAGCUUUGAUAGUUCGGAAAUGACCUGUUAUUUGUAAAUACUGACCAAAUCUAUUUUUUUUCUAUUACUCUUUGAUAAUGGCAGACAUUUACACUUAAUUAAUUGUAAUGAUGAACUGUAGUAAGAUAUUGAAUAUCUGUGCAGCCGUACCCUAAAACAGGCUAAUUGAAUCUGGUACACGAUUUCCAUUUUCACCAAAUUAUAUUCACAGAAAUACUCACUGAAUCCAAAUUUGUUUUGGCAGUCCAACUCUUCAAGUCCAUAUUCGUCCCCCACCUAUAUAAUACACCGCUGGGCAAUGUGCAAAGAAAACACCUUUUGCAUUUUCUUUUCUUAAACCAUAGGGCAGUUCAUGGUCAGAUAGACCUACCUCAGUCAUGUUCCCCUUCCAUGUUUAACCCACUGUCAUCAAAGCUAAUUCCUUACCAUGAGACAAACUUUUGAUUUCCUCCCUUUCACUUCAAUAAAUAUUUUUUUUUAUACAA
This is a messenger RNA of Oncorhynchus masou masou (cherry salmon), 2059 nucleotides long. It is a transcript of the gene anp32a, whose product is annotated as acidic (leucine-rich) nuclear phosphoprotein 32 family, member A. Gene Ontology annotation, cellular component: nucleus. The transcript has 7 exons. Gene Ontology annotation, biological process: regulation of apoptotic process. Gene Ontology annotation, molecular function: histone binding. Lineage: Eukaryota; Metazoa; Chordata; Actinopteri; Salmoniformes; Salmonidae. The record is from RefSeq and is a predicted model, not a curated record. Bases 149 to 901 code for a protein of 250 amino acids.